UGGUGUGCAGGUUUUACGUCACGAUUUAACGUUAGCUAGCUGCUUUGGUUAUUGCGGGUGCGAAUAUCAGGUUAGAAAUUUCCCCCCAAAAUUGUGUUAACCACAUAAAUUACGCUUUGUGCAAGAAGCAACGCAGUGCAAACAUACAUCUCCGUGCGUGCGUAGAUAAUUGUAUUAGAAUGGUCCAGGUAGGUUAUACGCGUGAGCUCGUGCGGCACGUUAAUUGCUAGCAGAAUAACCGCUGGAACAUUUCUGGACAUGCUGGGCGACGCAAUGAUCACAACUGAGGGAUCAGAAGAAACAAAUGGAAGUUCGAAAGAUCGGACAUCCGAUGUUUCCUCCCGUAGAAAGCAAGAGCUAUCGAAUGCGUUUGAUGAGUCGCAGCAGGCGUCGCAGGCCGGACCACAGUCAUUAACCUGGUCGGAUCAAAGUUCUGAUGAGCCAGUAAAGCGAAGGGACCCAGGUUGGCAGAAUUAUGCCGUGGUGUCAAUUGUCUAUGAGCCCAGCACAUUAAAUCCACCUCCAGGAGAAGAAACUCCUCCCUGUAGUAUGAAUCCACACAACUUGAAAAGGUCGCGGAACGACACGUCGCUCGUUUUGUUGACAAGGAAGUUUUUGAACAUGCUGCAGCAGUCGAAAGAUGGCGUUUUGGACCUGAACUUGGUGACCCAGGAACUCAACUCCUCCAAAAGACGUGUCUAUGAUGUCACAAACGUCCUGGAGGGGAUCAACCUCAUCAAAAAGAUAUAUAAGAAUCAUGUACAGUGGUUGGGUGAUUGGCUCAACAAAGACACAAUUAAAAUGAUGAAUGACCUCUCUGAAGAAGAGAAGAAGCUGGAUGAGCUGAUCGAAAGCUGCACGAGAGCAAUUCAUGGGAUAUGUGUGGACGAGCAGACCAGCAGGUUUGCCUAUGUGACUUAUGAGGAUAUUCAAAGCAUUCCCAUCAUGAGGGAGCAAACUGUGCUUGUGGUCAAAGGCCCCGAAGACACGAGGCUGGACGUGACGCACCCAAAAGAAAGCUUGCAAAUCCACCUCAAGAGCACUCGAGGCCCAAUUGACGUGUUGAUCUGCUCAGACGAGCCUCUACCAAUGGAAGUCACAGAUGGGGAUUUGGACAGCGACGCCAAUAGAGACGCUGCCGCUGACUCAUUAUACAGCUCAUUUGUUCAGAUGCCCCUGAAAAGUGAACCCUGUUUUUAGAGAUGCCACUUUCCAAAAACAACAAGCCUGUUUACCAAACACGCACAACAACUCUGUUACAUUUAAAGAAAAACUCCAUCCAAGACCCGCAGAGCUUUGCCGCCUUCAUCACUGAAAAUGACCUCAUCACCGAUGAGCUUUUUGUCCCCCUCUGCUGAUAACGCACCUUUUCCCUUUCGGUACGCCCCCUUUGUAUCGGCCAUUGUCAUGCAAACUGUACAAGGAGCCAUUUAUUUACCUGAAUGUACCGAAAAUGGACUCACUGGUGUGAAUGGCAUACUGUAUGUAUAGAGUUGGUUGCAUCACAUACUGUAUGUACUUGUCCGAAUUGUUGUUUCAAAGUCACUAUUUACACAUUAUGCAUAUUUGUAGCCUUGUCUACAUGAAAUGACAUUUUCUGGAUUUUAGCUUCAGUCUGCUGUCAAUGUCAACAUACACUCAUGAAAUUGAUAACACUGACUUCAAUCGUGACCGUAAACGGCACCACGCAUCCAAAUCAUUUACAGUAGUCGCGUAAACGGAAUCAAUUCUCUAUGCUCAUGUGAUGAUUGAAUGUGGAAAGGUUUAAACACACUUUCAACUUUUUUUUAGGCUGAUUUUCUUUUGUUCAAGAGAACUUUCUGUUCUGUUCCCAGAUAUUCAUUUCACAAUGGAAAUAUUGCGUCUGUAAAGAUGGGGGGGGGGGGGGGGCCUCCUUAAAAA
Messenger RNA from Hippocampus comes (tiger tail seahorse), 1902 nucleotides. RefSeq names its product E2F transcription factor 3 (gene e2f3). Gene Ontology annotation, cellular component: RNA polymerase II transcription regulator complex. Gene Ontology annotation, biological process: regulation of transcription by RNA polymerase II. The transcript has 6 exons. Gene Ontology annotation, molecular function: RNA polymerase II cis-regulatory region sequence-specific DNA binding; protein dimerization activity; DNA-binding transcription factor activity, RNA polymerase II-specific. Bases 259 to 1200 code for a protein of 313 amino acids. The record is from RefSeq and is a predicted model, not a curated record. NCBI's taxonomy places the organism in Eukaryota, Metazoa, Chordata, Actinopteri, Syngnathiformes, Syngnathidae.